GUUUGUUAUUAUUAUUUAGUCUUUUCUUUACCGCGGCUGCAAAAUUUUGGUUAAUGGCCACCGCGACGAAGUCCCUAUCCACAUCAAACAACAACACAGAUGCUAAUAAUGGAUUGCUCUCUGCCACCGUUGUGGCUGGCCUUAAGAAUCUGGGGACAACGCUAACAGCGGCCAUCAGUAAAACGCUUAUUGCAAAUUCACUGAAAUUGACGCUCCAUCCAGAUGCAAUUAUUGCACCAGUGCCAGAGAUAUAUGCAACGAACGCUGCCAUCGCUAAACAGAGCGAAUAUGCCGUGGUCACGUUAUACGCCGUUGCCACCAAACAUGCCUGGGACAGUGGAACGCUGCUGCAGCAACUGGAGGCACUUGCUCUACAUUCCAGCGCGAUAGAGGAGCUGACGCGCGUUUACGAGGACAAUCGCAAGGAGCUGGUGCUGCGUCAACUGCAGCUGGGACACAAUUUUCCACACAUCACCGACGUGCAGUGGCGCAUUGCUUGCGAUGUGAAAUCCUCCACGUCCAGCAGCAGCAGCGGUGCUCCACACUUUAUUAUUAAUCUCGGCCAGUAUCGGCAAAGCAGCGGCGAGCGUGUCACAAUUGUUGAGUUCAUGUGCAAUGCCGAGGAGCUGCAAUCAUUGAUAAAUCGUCUCAAGGAUAUUGAAAGACACUGCAAUCAGGUUGCCAUGACUUAAGCCAAAUUCAAAUAAGAUAACAAAUUGCUUUUCUGUAUAUACAUAUAUAUGUGUUUAAUACAUAUAUGUGUGUGUGUUUUAAUUUAAAGUUUUGUACACAAUGCUUGUCACAAGUCCAAACAAAAAGGGGUUGACAUUUAACACAGUUGUCAUCACUAAACGGCUA
Molecule: messenger RNA, 858 nt
Organism: Drosophila innubila
Lineage: Eukaryota; Metazoa; Arthropoda; Insecta; Diptera; Drosophilidae
Product: COMM domain-containing protein 3
Exons: 2
Coding region: 54-692 (212 amino acids)
Biological process (GO): sodium ion transport
Source: RefSeq, a predicted model, not a curated record